Molecule: messenger RNA, 3560 nt
Organism: Drosophila ficusphila
Lineage: Eukaryota; Metazoa; Arthropoda; Insecta; Diptera; Drosophilidae
Gene: SIFaR
Product: neuropeptide SIFamide receptor
Exons: 5
Coding region: 372-2594 (740 amino acids)
Biological process (GO): G protein-coupled receptor signaling pathway
Cellular component (GO): membrane
Molecular function (GO): peptide binding; neuropeptide Y receptor activity
Source: RefSeq, a predicted model, not a curated record
AAGGCAACAAACUGCUGUAGCCAAAAAGGAAACAAAAUCCUUGAGGGCCGCAGCGAGUUUCGUUUGUUGUGCAACUUUUGGGGGCAAACACAGCGAACACACCAUAUCAUUUCCCCCGGACAAACGAGCCUUUGUGGAACGUGAGUGCUAAUUAAAAACCGUUUCUGUAAUCCAGAGCCACGAAACUUCCUGCAUAUCCCGCACAAAACCGAAAAGCCAACGAAGCGCCAAGCGACGAUGCCGUUUUUAUAGACCUUUUUCUAAGCAGACGCAAUCGAGAUUCGACCGGAGAUAGUGGAGAUAGCGGUGGAGAAAGCGGAGCCGAGGCGCCAGUGAAAGUGCCAUCUGGCCAAUCAAGACGGCCGGAUUGGAUGAUGGCCGCCGGCGGUCGGAUUCGCAAGCGAAAGCAUAAAACCCAUACAAGUGGCGACACUGACAACGACAACGACAACGCGACAAUGGCGCCGGGAAAAGUCGAGGAGACGGCCGAGGAUUAUAAUAAUUUCACGCAUAAUUUCGUCGAUUUGCAGAACCUCUUGAGUUUCAACGAACUGAAUGGCAGUAGCAGCAGCGGCAUCAGUAGCUCCUCGAGCGCAUCGAGUGCCAUCAAGCUGAGUAACGGCGCCAUUACGGACACUCUGCUCGGCACCGUCCUGACCACCACGGUGGCUCCGGCGGCCAGCUCUUUGAUAGCCACCCUGGCGGUGGCCACCACCUCCUCCUCGGCCUCCGCCUCGCUGAGGGGCAGGGCACCGGCCAUCGCGGACGCCACCUCGGCCACCUACUACGCCAACUUGCUGAACCUGUCGCCGGCCACCACGAGUCUCAUUUCGGCGGCGGCGGCGGCCACCAAGUCGUACAAUGACAGCGCCCUGCGAUGGGAGCAGCUGGACGGGAGCGUGGACUUCGGAUUCGACCCCCUGUACCGGCACUCGCUGGCCAUGUCCGUGGUCUACUGCGUGGCCUACAUCGUGGUCUUCCUGGUGGGACUCGUGGGCAACAGCUUCGUGAUCGCCGUCGUCCUGCGGGCGCCUCGCAUGCGAACCGUGACGAACUACUUCAUCGUGAACCUGGCCAUUGCGGACAUCCUGGUCAUCGUCUUCUGCCUGCCAGCCACUCUGAUUGGCAACAUCUUCGUGCCCUGGAUGCUCGGAUGGCUGAUGUGCAAGUUUGUGCCCUACAUACAGGGUGUCUCCGUGGCAGCCUCGGUUUACAGCCUAAUUGCCGUCUCCCUGGACAGGUUCAUUGCCAUCUGGUGGCCGCUGCGGCAGAUGACGAAGCGACGUGCCCGCAUCAUGAUAAUCGGCAUAUGGGUAAUCGCCCUGGUGACCACCAUUCCCUGGCUGCUCUUCUUCGACCUGGUGCCCGCCGAGGAGGUGUUCUCCGAUGCCCUCGUCUCCUCCUACUCGCAGCCACAGUUCCUCUGCCAGGAGGUCUGGCCACCGGGCACCGAUGGCAACCUCUACUUCCUGCUGGCCAAUCUGGUGGCCUGCUACCUGCUGCCCAUGUCGCUGAUCACCCUGUGCUACGUGCUCAUCUGGAUCAAGGUCUCCACGCGGUCCAUUCCCGGCGAGUCGAAGGACGCCCAGAUGGACCGCAUGCAGCAGAAGAGCAAGGUGAAGGUCAUCAAGAUGCUCGUGGCCGUCGUCAUCCUGUUCGUCCUCUCCUGGCUGCCGCUCUACGUCAUCUUCGCCCGGAUCAAGUUCGGAUCGGACAUCUCGCAGGAGGAGUUCGAGAUCCUCAAGAAGGUCAUGCCGGUGGCCCAGUGGCUCGGCUCCUCCAACAGCUGCAUCAACCCGAUCCUCUACUCGGUGAACAAGAAGUACCGCCGCGGCUUCGCCGCCAUCAUCAAGUCCAGGAGCUGCUGCGGUCGCCUCAGGUACUACGACAACGUGGCCAUUGCGUCGAGCACGACGAGCACCAGGAAGUCGUCGCACUACCACCAGAACAGCUCGCGGAAGAGCCCGAGCAGCAAGGGCAACGCGGUGUCCUACAUCUACGAGCACAACUCGCUGCGGCGCCACAACAUGAUGCUCAAGCAGGACAGCAACCUGUCGCAGCAGAUGCUGCUCAAGCAGGACUCGCACGGCUCGCGUCAGUUCCUCAUCAAGCAGGAGAGCUCCUGCAGCGACGCCUCCGGAAUUCGGCGACCUCUUUGCCAGCAGGACAGCAACGGAUCCAAGGUGUCGCUGUCCAAGCAGGACUCGAUCGUGUCCUACAUGGAGGCGCGUCGGGCGGCGGGUCACGGCCUAAAUGACUCACUAGUGGACUCUGCUCCGGUGGAGGCCACCCGGCGACCGGGUGCCACCCCGAGCUCCCUGCUCGACAAGCGGCAGAAGUUCGUGAAGCAGGACUCGGUGAUCUCGUUCGUGGACCAGCGGCCGGAGCAGCGACGCCACCAGCUGGUCAAGCAGGACUCGGUGAUCUCCUUCGCCGACCAGCGACGCGGUCUGCUCCACAAGCAGGACUCGCUGAUGGCCAACCGGACGGGUGACGCCCCCACCCACCACGUCUCCAUUCUGAAGAAGACCGACUCGCAGCUCAGCUACGGAAGCUCCACUUCUCCGCGCAGGAAUGCGGAUCUCUACGAAUAAGCAACCUCGGGUUGAACGAACUCCUAAAGCCGGCGGCAACCGUCUGCCAUUCGGGUUGAUUUUCGUGGCUAGUCCCAGGGGUUCCUGCCAUCUAUGGGCACCAUUAUAUUUACGUUCUUAACUUUUAUUUUAACCAAAUAAUAGGUAGCCCUGAAUCGAACAUAGAUCACACAACCCCUGAGAUUAUGAGCCCCGCAAAUCGACCCAUCGCAACAAACAAACUAACGCAACGAUACCAAAAACUUACCGAACCACAGAGCAAAUCCGUGUAUAUUUCUAUUUAGCAUCUAGAAGGAAAAGGAUCGAAUGGGGGCAGAGUGAUAGAUGAUAGAUAGAUAGGCCUACGACUGUGAUACAAGUCGGCAGUGCUGGUGGGUUCAGAACUUGGGCUAUGGUGCCAGUAGACGGACAUCGGGAUGGACCAAUUGGGUGGGUAUAUCUAAUCAGAGAUCGCUUAGCUAGAGACGACACGCCACACAGAGGACACCGGACACGGAACACGGGAAACAGGACACGAGAGCCAGGACUUCGCCACACCACAGACACUCCCCACAGACCUAAUAGUUAUUAGAUGUUUUAUACGUGUUUCAAAGGUACUACACACACGAGAUAUGAACUACUCCUUGGCUAUGGCUAUAAAAUACCUAUAUAUAUGUACCGUUACGCAGUUUUAAGAUUGUUUGUACUCGCAAUUUGCUAUAUCGAACAGUUUGGUUAAGAAUAGGUGGAAUACGGGAAACGGGAAUCGGGAUUCGGGAAUCGAAGGGGUUAAAAUAGCUUUGCUAAAACUUUUUGUACGACGGCGUGCACGAACGUGAGUGAAACGGGCAAGUCCAGUAUCAUAGUUGAGAAACGAAACAAAACAAAAUGAGAUAACACCGAGGUCUAAAGUAACGUACCUACUAAAUUUUUGUAUGGAAAUUCUUACAAUUUAUACAUAUAUAUUUAUAUUGAUUUUGGAAUAAG